GACAGUGUCCGGCGGACUUCCAAUGUCUGGUAAUUUUGUAGAUCGAAAGUAUCCAAUCAAAUGCUUGGACAUUGGACAAUGUCCGCCAGAUAGAUGUCCGCGUCCACCACAUUUUACACGGACAGUAUCCGAUGACAAUUCAUAUGAG
Messenger RNA from Racocetra persica, 148 nucleotides. Lineage: Eukaryota; Fungi; Glomeromycota; Glomeromycetes; Diversisporales; Gigasporaceae. The record is from the annotation of a GenBank genome assembly.